Microplitis demolitor is the source of this 2887-nucleotide messenger RNA. RefSeq names its product G protein-activated inward rectifier potassium channel 3. Gene Ontology annotation, molecular function: inward rectifier potassium channel activity. Gene Ontology annotation, cellular component: plasma membrane. The transcript is spliced from 5 exons. The coding region runs from base 1100 to 2554 and encodes 484 amino acids. NCBI's taxonomy places the organism in Eukaryota, Metazoa, Arthropoda, Insecta, Hymenoptera, Braconidae. The record is from RefSeq and is a predicted model, not a curated record. Gene Ontology annotation, biological process: potassium ion import across plasma membrane; regulation of monoatomic ion transmembrane transport.
UUUCAAUAAUACUAAUUCAACUGAAAUUUUUCGAUAGUCAGCAUUUUCUUUUUUAUUUCAGAGGAAUAAAAUUAUCCACCCAUUUUUUUGACGAGUCUAUUAAAACAAAUCUUUUUCUAUUUAUUUCUUAUUUUAGUCCAUUGAUUUAACUUUAUUAGAGACUCAUGAUAGUAUCGUUUAUUGUAGAUUGAACAUUAAUUGAAGACUGAAGGGAGUUUUUUCUCUUAUACUAAUGAACCCAACAUAGAAUUAGUCUAAAUUUAUUUCAGUCGGAAACCUGAUAUCUCUUUUAAGGUAUUAUCAACUUAGUUUAAUAAAUUGUGACAAAAAAGUAAUCUUCAUUUAUAACAUUAGUUUAGUGCUUACAUAAUAAUAGCACAUGUACAGAUAUUAUUUUAAAGUUAUUCAAAUUUUUUUCUUAAUGAUGUGAAAUACUGAGCCGGUUAAAUAAUCAUUAAGGCUUGUAAUUUUGAAUUCAACCGUGCAACAAGUGGUGUUAAAGUGAAAGAAAAUGUGUGUAAGCAAGGUAGUAUAGUAGUAGGGAUAAAGGCGAGUAUAGAUUGUACGGUGCCACCGUAGAAUUACGUAGACACUAUUAUACGCGCAAAUAUCUAUCUACAUAAGUGUGUAUCAUAUUGCAGAAGUUUUAUAAGUGAAGUGAAAAAAAAUUAAAUGCUACAUUUUUUAGCAUUCAGCUAUAUAUUAGCGCAACCAUCGUCUAAAUAAAAAUAUAAUAACAAUAAUAAUACAAUCAUCAUCAAUUAACAUUAAACUGGAAGUAUGUGUAACCAUCUGUGGGUGAAUCAGUGACUCUCAUAUCUACCGAAGUUUUUUGUUCUAUAAGUGGUCGAAUCAGUAGGAAUCUGUGCGGGGAAAAUAAAUCAAUUUAUGAAUUUUCCGCGAAAAUCUGAUGUAUCUUAAAAUUUUAAUUAUCACCUACAAAAUAAAAAUAUUUUAUCAUUAAAUAUUUUAUUUCAAGCUGGCUUCAUUUUCCUCAUUGAUUUUCAAUUGAUAAAAGGACUAAUCAACAAUUGGAUUCAUGGAAUGCGAAAGAAAAAAAGUGAUAUUAGAUAAUACAGUUCUUAAGUAUUGGUGAAUUAUGGAAGAACCUCAGAAACUUUUUAGGUUACCAGGUAAUGUCGAAGAAGAAGAAUGUGAAACCGAAAAUAGUGUAAGACAGAACGACAAUCCAUCUCAUGCGGAAUCUCCUUUGCUCUGUCAGAAGAUUCGCAAUGUCUCUUCAGCGAUACCACGUAAUCUAACUUUAGUUCGUGAAAAUACACAGGCCAGCAGUAUUGGAAAUGUCGGUCGCCAAGAUUCUACUAGGAGCCGCUACAGAACAGGGCCAAUAAGAAGAUCUCGUAGACGAGCAGUAUUCAAAAAUGGCGAUUGCAAUGUCCUACAAUCUCGAAUAUCUCGCAGAUCGUUGCGUUUUCUGCAAGAUAUUUUCACAACUCUUGUUGACACACAAUGGCGUUGGACAUUACUUUGUUUUACGCUAAGUUUCGUUUUAUCUUGGCUUGGUUUUGCAGUCAUUUGGUGGCUUAUUGCCUUUACUCAUGGAGACUUCGAAAAAAACCAUUUACCUCCCGUUCAAGCUCAGAAUAAUUGGACACCAUGUAUUUACAAUAUAUUUUCGUUCACCAGUUGUUUCUUAUUCUCGGUUGAAACUCAACACACUAUUGGAUAUGGCAGCCGAUCGACAACGGAAGAAUGCCCUGAAGCCAUAUUUGUAAUGUGCAUUCAGAGUAUUGCUGGUGUCAUGAUUCAAUCAUUUAUGGUUGGUAUUGUAUUUGCUAAAAUGAGCAGACCAAAACAACGCACACAGACGUUAUUAUUUUCACGAAACGCAGUAAUCUGUCAGCGAGAUGGUGAACUUUGUUUCAUGUUUCGUGUUGCUGAUAUGAGGAAAUCUCAUAUAAUUGGUGCCACUGUAAGGGCACAAGUAAUUCGAUCUACAACAACUAAAGAAGGAGAAACACUCACUCUCAAUCAAGAAGAACUAAAUGUGGGCACAGACGGUAAAAAUAGCAAUAUCUUCUUUAUUUGGCCUAUGACGAUAAUUCAUCAAAUCAACGCUGAAUCACCUUUCUAUGAUAUGUCAGCCGAAGAUAUGCUGACAGAAAGAUUUGAAGUUGUUGUUAUUCUUGAAGGCACAAUUGAAUCCACUGGACAAACCACUCAGGCAAGGUCCAGUUAUUUACCUCAUGAAAUUCUAUGGGGCCAUCGCUUUGAGCCAAUGGUAGAUUAUUCGAAAGAACGCCAAGGAUAUGAAGUGGAUCAUUCACUUUUUAAUUCUACUACCCAAGUUGAUACACCAUUGUGCUCUGGGAGAGAACUUACUGACUUUUAUAAAAUUCAAGAUGAUUCACGCUACAGUACAGACGGAAUGAGCUUGAAGAAAAAUUCUGGAGACUCGACAAUGCCAUUAAUACUGACAACAUACAACCAAAAUGAUGAUUCAAGUUACUUGAGUCCACAAGGUUAUAUUUAUCAGAGAUCAUCAAAACUUCACGUUAACGUUCCAUUAAUUGACGAAGCUCAAGGACUGUGAAUAUCUAUUAUUACUUGAAUAGAAUUCCAAAUAUGAAUUUAAUUUUCAGGACUAAAUGUAUUUAAAAGAAUUCCAUUCCAUCAUAUAAAUGAUAUUAUAGAUUAUCGUUAUAAAAUGAAGUUAGCUCCAGUAAGCCAUUCCGUUUUUUAGAUGUAUGGAUCACAAUCGUAUAAUCUAUUAGAAGUUAACAUAGCUAAUUAUCACUGUUUACACUUAAAAAAAAUGAUAGAAAGUUGUUGAGCCAUAUAAUUAUUUUUUAGAAAUAGAUAAAUUAUUAUUCUUGAAAUUAAAAAACAGUUUAAGCAUAAAUAAACUUGUAUCAUUUGCUUCGUA